AUGGACGUCGUUUUCCUCUACACUAACAUACCGCAUGACGGCGGCAUUGCAGCCUGUCGCGAGGCAUGGGAACGGCGCAGUACCAAACACCCAUCGACUGAUAGCCUGGUGGAUUUACUAAGACUUGUCCUCACACUUAACAACUUUACAUUCAAUGAGGAUAACUACAUACAAGUAAGCGGUACAGCCAUGGGUACUAAGAUGGCCCCCUCAUAUGCCAAUGUUUUUAUGGGACAUCUUGAAGCUCAACUUUUAACAUCUGCUCCGAUUAAGCCAUUUAGCUGGUUGAGAUUUAUCGAUGACGUUGAAAUCAAAUGGACAUCGGGUCGGGACUCCUUUGACGAGUUUAUUGAGUACGCUAACGCGUUCCACGCCACCAUCAAAUUCACAGCGGAUAUCUCAACGGAGAGCAACACAUUUUUGGACACCAGUUCCACUCUGAUUUAUGGUAAGAUUAGUACGGACCUCCACUGUAAACCUACUGACACACACCAGUAUCUCCUCCCAUCCAGUUGUCACCCCUCUCACACCACGAGAAGCAUACCCUACUCCCAAGCUCUGCGCAUCAGGCGUAUUAUUUCGGAUGACAUCAUCUUUGAAAGCAGAUGUUCAGAGUUAAAGUCCCACCUUCUUGGCAGAGGAUACAAAUCUACUUUGAUAGAUCGGGGAAUAGACAAAGUGAGGGUACUGGACAGGGCAAGUCUGCUUGUAUACAAAGUCAGACCCCAUACACAAAGGGUACCUUGUGUAGUCAUGUUCCACCCAGACAUGCCGCUUCUUCCAUCUAUCUUGAAAAAGCACUGGCGCAUCAUCGAAUCUUCAGCGAAACUUAGGCAGAUCUUUCCAGAGUCUCCUAUACUGGCAUAUCGUAGACCUAAACACAUUAGAGAUCUUGUGGUAAGCAGCAAGCUUCCUACACCUAACCCUGCUGCGGCGAAAGACUCUUUCAAUACCUGUAACAAGAAGGUGUGCAAACUGUGUCCAUACACGCGCUCCACAGAUACAUUUCAAUGUACAAUCAACGGCAAAGUGUUUCACAUACUACAAACGCUGACAUGCACAUCAGUCAAUGUGGUGUACCUUAUUACCUGCAAUAAAUGCAAGUUACAGUACGUGGGCGAGACCUGCACCCAGCUCAAUGUCAGGAUCAACAACCACCGCUGCUCCAUCAAGCAGAACAAACCAGACUUCCCUGUGGCAAGGUGCUUUGUGAAAUCCCCAGAUUUCUGA
This is a messenger RNA of Mizuhopecten yessoensis (Yesso scallop), 1230 nucleotides long. RefSeq lists its product as uncharacterized. The record is from RefSeq and is a predicted model, not a curated record. Lineage: Eukaryota; Metazoa; Mollusca; Bivalvia; Pectinida; Pectinidae. The transcript is spliced from 2 exons. Bases 1 to 1230 code for a protein of 409 amino acids.